GAGCCCUCCAAUAAAAAGGAGGAGUCAACAGAAUACUCAAAAAGUAGGAAACAGUUUGUGGUAACUGCAUGACUAAAACAGAAAGAACACCACAGAGUACUGUGUAAAAGUUGAAGAUUAGGACAGGAAAUGUCAUGAGCUAUAUGCAAGUAAUUUAUUUCUAAUCCCAUUUCACUUUUGGAAGGAAGGCACGUCACAUGCCAGGAGCUCCACAGGAUUGAAGAUUACUUCAAAAUGACAAGCCUCAUUAAUUUAGGAACUUUAAAUGAUUCAGUCCCCUACAGCUUUACAGAGAGUACAGACACUGUAAAUACAACACUGGAGCCCAACACCACAUGUGUUAUAAACGAUGACUCUAUGAGCAUUCCUUUAGCCUUGGCCUACUCCUUCAUGUUUGUCUUUGGACUGUUGGGAAACGUUUUAGCCCUGUACGUCUUCCUCUUCGUCCACUCAAAGAAGAACUCUGUCCAUGUUUUCCUUGUCAACAUAGCUGUUGCUGACCUCAUCCUGAUUAUCUGUUUGCCUUUCCGCAUCGUCUACCACAGCACCAAAAACCAGUGGAUGCUGGGCCAGACCUUCUGCAAAGUGGUCGGCAACAUUUUCUACAUGAACAUGUACAUCAGCAUCACCCUGCUUGGGUUCAUCAGUGUGGACCGAUACAUCAAAAUCCAACGCUCAGUACAGCAGUACAAACUGCAGAAGAGGAAAUGGAGCAUCAUCACAUGUUGCAUCACCUGGGGUAUGGCCAUUGCUUUCAUUAUACCCAUGAUCAGCAAACCAGAAGGCAACGAGAAGAUCACUAAAUGUUUCCAAUACAAGGGCAGACAAAAUGCCAAAUGGAAAGCUUUCUUUAACCUUGCAAUGGUUGUUGUCUUUUGGGUAGUUUACAUUUCCCUAAUGCUCUCUUAUGGUCAAAUUGCCAAAAAGCUUUACAAACUUUCUAGGGAGAAAUCAGACCUUCCCAAUGCCCACAAGUAUAGACAGACGGCAAAAAAAUCUUUUUUUGUGCUUUUUAUCUUUACGGUGUGCUUCGUUCCAUAUCACAUCUUUCGUGUAAUCUACAUCUGGUCCCAGAUCUAUGGCACUACCUGCUACUGGACGAACAUCAUUGACAAAACCAAUGAGGUGGCACUGCUCUUCUCAACUCUAAACAAUUGCCUGGAUCCAGUCAUGUUCUUUCUGCUGUCAGGCUCUGUGCGCAAGAUGACCAUCAGUCUCCUGUGCAGAAAUGUCCCAUCAUAUGCAAGCACAACCAACAGCUCCACCACCGAGCACCAGCAAGCGAAAGCUUCCCAGGCGACCAGUAGCACUCGGGCGAGUUUCAGCAUCAUUCAUUCAUUCCGACAGAAACGGUUAAUUAUAGGAAUCUAAAGGGAUCUUCAGCAUCAGCUGGAAAUCCUCAGCUCCUAAAAACAGGAACAGGACUCUGAUAAAAACUAGCUUGACUCCUGGUGGAACAGUGCAAGACAUUCCUAAUGUGCUGUAAGGUUGAAAACAAACUUCUAAAAACAAGACAAUGAAAAAAUGUCCUUGACAGAUUUAUACUGGGUUAAAUGGACAGCUGAAAACGACAGUAACGUCCAUUCUGUACAGGAAUGAAAGACAUUAAAACACAGAAUAUAAAACAAACAUUAACCUAUCUACACUUUGUAAGGAGUUAUGAGCUAGUUUUAUAUUUGACCAAACAUUCUGAAAGGCAUUUAAAGAACUGCAUCAGGCGACCAUAUUGGUUUAAGCACAAAUACCAUUUUUGAAAAAGUCAAUUGCAUUGACACAGGGAUGAUGCUUGUCAACUUUGGAGUUAAUCAAAUA
Polyodon spathula (Mississippi paddlefish) is the source of this 1812-nucleotide messenger RNA. RefSeq names its product probable G-protein coupled receptor 34. The transcript is spliced from 2 exons. Gene Ontology annotation, molecular function: G protein-coupled purinergic nucleotide receptor activity. Lineage: Eukaryota; Metazoa; Chordata; Actinopteri; Acipenseriformes; Polyodontidae. The record is from RefSeq and is a predicted model, not a curated record. Gene Ontology annotation, cellular component: membrane. Bases 235 to 1371 code for a protein of 378 amino acids. Gene Ontology annotation, biological process: G protein-coupled receptor signaling pathway.